Messenger RNA from Theobroma cacao (cacao), 1675 nucleotides. RefSeq names its product putative transcription factor bHLH107. Gene Ontology annotation, molecular function: DNA-binding transcription factor activity; protein dimerization activity. Gene Ontology annotation, biological process: regulation of DNA-templated transcription. The record is from RefSeq and is a predicted model, not a curated record. Lineage: Eukaryota; Viridiplantae; Streptophyta; Magnoliopsida; Malvales; Malvaceae.
AGAGUUGGAUGAAUCCAUUGACCUUUUAGCAGCUUUAUAAGUUCAUGUGGUAUCAUAUUUAUAUACCCCAGUUCGUUACUGCAAUCUCAAAAGUCUUCUACUUUCACAACUCAAGAGAAACAGAAUUUCUCUUCUUCCUCUCUGUUCUUGAAAACCAAUUCUUGCUACUUGGAUUUUGGAACCUCAAUUUCCUUUUGACUUGUUUGUCCAUUUCCUAUUGAAAUUUCAUCGAAAUCCCAAAAAUCCCAUAUCAAGAUCUUGUUUUUCAUUUUUUGUUUCACGUUCAAACAUCUCAAAACUCUCAAUAGAAUCGCACAUAUCUCGAAGAAAUGGUAGGAUUCAAGACCGUCAAGAAGAAAAUGUGGAUGUUUCCUUGUUAAUCUUCAUCUGCUUAAAAUUUCCCUAGAAUUGUCCUCUUGCGUAAUGGAAGCUAUCAUCAUAACAGCCACAGCACUGAUCAACAACAGCAAAGUCGUUAACCAACAAAACUUCCCUCUCCAAAAGCUCUCCUUCUGGUUCGCUCCCACCACGCGUCCUCCUGGUCUCCUCUCUUUCACUUCUGGCUCGUAAAUAACCAACCAAGAAAAGUCAGCAAAAACUUCGUUUUUGCAUGUUUCGUAUGGCUGCUUACUCUUUCAACAACAACUUUUCAUCUGGGAAUUGUUAUUCUGGUUUGUUUAAUCCGCUCUCACGUGAUAUGGGUCCACGCAAUGGAAGUUCCCAUGGAGGGUCGUUGUCGGUGUUGGUGUCACAGACCUUGGUUUUGGAUAGCGAGAAAGGAGAGCUAGUGAAGGCGCCGGUGAAAGUAGGGAAGAAAAGCGUGUCGGAGGAGAAAGUUAUCGCGGCUUUGAAGAGUCAUAGCGAGGCAGAGAAGAGGAGGAGAGAAAGGAUCAAUGCUCAUCUUGAUACACUCCGCGGCCUCUUGCCCUGCAGAGAAAAGAUGGAUAAAGCCACAUUACUUGGUGAAGUAAUUAGACAAGUGAAGGAACUGAAGAAGAAUGCAACUGAAGCCAGCAAAGGUUUUCUUGUUCCAAUGGACGAUGAUGAGGUGAGAGUUGAACCAUGCGAGGACGAAGCCAACGGGAUAUUGUUAUUCAAGGCAUCAAUCUGUUGUGAUUACAGACCUGAACUUCUGACUGAUCUUCGGCGAGCUCUCGAUGCCCUUCCAAUUAAGAUGGUGAAAGCAGAAACAUCGACCUUGGGAAGUCGGUUGAAGAAUGAUUUCGUUUUCGCUGGCUGCAGAACUGCACAUGCUGAUGAGGCUGAAGCACGUCGGUUUCUUGCAUGUUCCAUUCACCAGGCCCUGAAUUCUGUGCUGGAGAAGGCUUCUGCCUCGCCGGAAUACUCACCAAGUUCAAUAUUCCCAAACAAGAGACGGAGGAUGUCUCAUUUCGAUUCCUCAAGCUCGUCUUCUUGAGAGAUUUAGCCCUCGUUUGUGUCGAUGAACACUGCCAUCUCUCUCCUGUGAAUCUGUGCUUGCCUCUUAUGUUCAAAAACUGGUUUGAAAUACUAGAACUUAAAAAUGUGUGUUAACAUCUAUAUUGUAUACAACCAUAUACAAUAUUGUAUCCCAAAAGCUCGGAACACUUUCAAAUGGCUUGUAAUGAAACUGUAUUCUGUAUGAAUUCUUAUCUCAAUAAUUUAUAAAAACUUGAUAUGCCCGUGUUCGUGUGAU